UCCCUUAAUUCUAUUGGAUUUUGAACAUAUAAAAAGAAGAGAUACCCCAUGCCACUUCAUCAGUUCCAGUUUACCAGAAAGUCAGCCUUCUUUGUUUGACAAUUCAGUGCUGCUGUUCAGCUCAACAAUUGAAGAUGAAUCUAUGGACCUUUGUGUUGCUGGGAUUCCUGGCUCAUUCUUGUAGUGGACAAAUUGCAGUAAAUGAAACCGCAUUGAUAGCAAAAUGUAAAGAAACACUGAGAAACACUUUUGCCAAGAAUGAAGGUAGUGCUCUUGCACCAAUUGCUAUUUCUGGCAAUACUAAAGCAACUCCAACUUGUAAAGGCUACAAUAGUCUUAACAUAAGCGUUACAAAAAGAAGCGAUGGUUACUAUAGUUUCGAGUGUCAUGGACCCGUUGCUGUCACCAGUCAAAAGACUACUGGAGAAUUAGUCCUCGGCCUUAAUGUAAAGGCAACACUCAGUUUGGAUCUUGUUGAUGGAGUCCUGAAAUUCACACUGGUAAAAACAGCUGAGGUCACCACAAGCGUAUUACAAACAGUUACAGGUCUAGUAGGAGGCAUUCUGCAGAUUCUAGGGGGGAUUCUACAGACUGUACUGGGCUUAUUUACAAAAUCUUGUAAAGAAGGUGUUGAAGAACAAGGUAAACUAGGGCUUGCAACUGCCCUAAAUACCAUCAACGCUGAUUUACAAAUAUUGUUAGGUUCAUUAACAGCGGGAGUUUCAUCUGCUGCUGAAAAUAUCUUGACACUGUUGCCACUUGGUUUUGUACCUGUAGGACAAAAUGGCGGGAGCCCAUGCACUUGUGGGACAGGACAAGGACCAUAAUCAGGACAAGGACCAUAAUCAGGACAACCAUAACCAGGAGGAGACCCAAAACCAAGACAAGGACAACAACCAGGAUAAGAAAAAUAGGAAGGGGGAGGAUUAAACUCCUGGGAUGUGGCUUGUGCUUUUCUUAAUUAAAAAUCAUUGAUCAUUCUUCUUUCUUCUUUCUUGCUUGCACAAACAUUUGUGAGUAACUAAUCAACCCAAGGCUUGAACACGCAUUUUAUGCAUGUCAUGUGGGAGAGAAUACCUUCCACAUUCACUGCAUCUCUGAUAAUAAAUUUCAGCAUCAUA
Rana temporaria (common frog) is the source of this 1121-nucleotide messenger RNA. RefSeq lists its product as uncharacterized. The coding region runs from base 135 to 827 and encodes 230 amino acids. The record is from RefSeq and is a predicted model, not a curated record. The transcript is spliced from 9 exons. Lineage: Eukaryota; Metazoa; Chordata; Amphibia; Anura; Ranidae.